AUUAUGGCCAGGAAUUCAUACUUCCUAUAACAGAUUGGAGUCUUGAGACACAUUGAGUUUAGACUAUAGUCUCGCUUGGCAUUAAACUGAGGCUUAAUGGUGAUAUAGACUCCAAGACCGAUUGAGUGUAUGAUAAGCCAGGUCAGGAUCCAAUAAUUACAAAGGCAUCAACUUCAAAAUACCUGAGUAAUUUCCAGUUGUUCAUGGAACUUGAAAUGGAAUACAAUAAAGAAUAUUUGAAGAAGCCAAUCUUCAAAACAAGUCUAGACAAAGAUGCUUUAAAUGGCAAACUAGACUUAAUAGAUUUCCAGACUUCAGUAAUGAAGUGGGCACCUCAACCUAUUAAGAAGAAGUCCAAUAAAGGCAGAAAGCGUACACCUGUUCACAAUGCUUUCAGUAUUUACGAGUUGAUAUACGACUCAGUCUUACCAAAAUGGAAGAAGUGUCUGACUCUUAAAGCUAACAGAAGAACAGCCAAAACUCUGAAAGCACGGUCAGAUACAGUUUGGAAGAAAAUUUUGAGAGACGUCAGAGAAUUUUACAGACUGCUAUUCAGAGCCAGGUUCCACUACCUUGAGUAUCAGAGCCAACAAGGAGCAGUUGCCUGCAUUCAGACAUUAUUUUCUGAGCUCAAUAUUCCCCUCAAAGAUGAUGAAGAAUACAUUCAUGGAGUAUUCAGAUAUCUACAUCAGUCACACAAAAGUAGAUUUCCAGGACUCAGUGAUAAAGCAAUCCCUCUUGAUGCAAUUGAGAAAUACAACGAACACUUCAGAAGUCUUUACAUGAAAGACGACUUUGGAGCUAGACUGCUCUACUUCGUGUUCAAGAACUUCACCUACGAAUAUUGCCUACUAGUCAAGCCCAGGUACAGACAAGAAAUCACCGAAAAAGUAUGCAUGCUACUGAACUGCUACAGAAGAAUGAGCGAACCCGCACAUUUAGAAAGAAUCGAGUACCACUUGUUCUAA
Messenger RNA from Moneuplotes crassus, 968 nucleotides. The record is from the annotation of a GenBank genome assembly. NCBI's taxonomy places the organism in Eukaryota, Ciliophora, Spirotrichea, Euplotida, Euplotidae.